GCCCCUCCACGCCGUCGCCGCUGGGAGAUCCCGGAGACCUCGAUGUCCAUAGGACCCUGCCCGGAGCCGGCGCCGUGAGGAUGUCGACGCCGGAGCCGCCGCUGGGCGGCACGCCGCGGCCCGGCCCCUCGCCAGGCCCCGGCCCCUCGCCCGGGGCCAUGCUGGGGCCCAGCCCUGGCCCGUCGCCCGGCUCCGCACACAGCAUGAUGGGCCCCAGCCCCGGGCCGCCCUCGGCCGGGCACCCGCUGCCGCCCCAGCCGCCCGGCGCCUACGCUCAGGACAACAUGCACCAGAUGCACAAGCCCAUGGACUCCAUGCACGAGAAGGGCCUCGCCGACGAUCCCCGCUACGGCCAGAUGAAAGGAAUGGGAAUGCGGCCCGGCGGGCACGCGGGAAUGGGCCCUCCUCCGAGCCCCAUGGAUCAGCACUCGCAAGGGUACCCCUCUCCGCUCGGCGGCUCCGAGCACGCGUCGAGCCCGGUCCCGGCCAACGGCCCGUCCUCCGGCCCGCCGCUCUCCUCGGCUCCCGGCGGCGUCCCGCUCGACGGCGCCGACCCGCAGGCGCUGGGGCAGCAGAACCGCGGGCCCACGCCCUUCAACCAGAACCAGCUGCACCAGCUCCGAGCUCAGAUCAUGGCCUACAAGAUGCUGGCCCGYGGCCAGCCGCUCCCCGACCACCUCCAGAUGGCCGUGCAGGGCAAGAGGCCCAUGCCUGGGAUGCAGCAGCAGAUGCCGACGCUACCUCCGCCCUCCGUGUCCGGGACAGGACCGGUGCAAGGACCAGUGCAAGGGCCUGGCCCAGGACCAACACCUCCCAACUAUAACAGACCUCACGGUAUAGGAGGGCCUAACAUGCCCCCUCCCGGCCCCUCAGGAGUUCCCCCGGGAAUGCCUGGGCAGCCCCCCGGCGGCCCCCCCAAGCCCUGGCCUGAAGGACCAAUGGCGAAUGCUGCAGCCCCCACGAGCACACCUCAGAAACUGAUCCCUCCGCAGCCGACGGGCCGGCCGUCGCCGGCGCCGCCGGCCGUGCCGCCCGCCGCCUCGCCCGUGAUGCCGCCGCAGACGCAGUCGCCGGGGCAGCCGGCCCAGCCGGCCCCCAUGGUGCAGCUGCACCAGAAGCAGAACCGCAUCACGCCCAUCCAGAAGCCGAGGGGGCUCGACCCGGUGGAAAUCCUGCAGGAGCGGGAGUACAGACUGCAAGCGCGUAUUGCUCACCGAAUCCAAGAGCUCGAGAACCUUCCUGGGUCCCUGGCUGGUGACCUGAGAACCAAAGCUACCAUUGAACUUAAAGCACUGAGACUGCUCAACUUCCAGAGACAGCUGCGUCAGGAAGUCGUGGUGUGCAUGAGGAGGGACACGGCCUUGGAAACGGCCCUCAACGCCAAGGCCUACAAGCGCAGCAAGCGGCAGUCCYUGCGCGAGGCUCGCAUCACCGAGAAGCUGGAGAAGCAGCAGAAGAUUGAGCAGGAGCGGAAGCGCAGGCAAAAGCACCAGGAAUACCUCAACAGCAUUCUGCAGCAUGCUAAGGAUUUCAAGGAAUACCACCGGUCCGUCACGGGCAAAAUCCAGAAGCUCACCAAGGCGGUGGCCACGUACCACGCCAACACGGAGCGCGAGCAGAAGAAGGAGAAUGAGAGGAUCGAGAAGGAGCGAAUGCGUCGCUUGAUGGCUGAGGAUGAGGAAGGAUACCGCAAGCUGAUUGAUCAGAAGAAGGACAAGCGCCUGGCCUACCUGCUGCAGCAGACGGACGAGUACGUAGCGAACCUGACCGAGCUCGUGCGGCAGCACAAGGCUGCGCAGGUGGCCAAGGAGAAGAAGAAGAAGAAGAAAAAGAAGAAGGCAGAGAAUGCAGAAGGGCAGACUCCUGCGAUCGGACCAGAUGGCGAACCUCUGGAUGAGACGAGCCAGAUGAGCGACCUCCCCGUGAAGGUGAUCCACGUGGAAAGCGGCAAGAUCCUCACCGGCACGGACGCGCCCAAGGCCGGACAGCUGGAAGCCUGGCUGGAGAUGAACCCAGGAUAUGAAGUGGCGCCAAGAUCUGACAGUGAAGAAAGUGGGUCAGAGGAAGAGGAGGAGGAGGAGGAAGAGGAACAGCCCCAACCUGCUCAGCCUGCCCUGCCUGUGGAGGAGAAGAAAAAGAUCCCGGAUCCAGACAGUGACGAUGUGUCAGAAGUGGAUGCCAGGCACAUUAUUGAAAACGCGAAGCAAGAUGUCGACGACGAAUACGGAGUCUCCCAAGCUCUGGCCAGGGGCCUGCAGUCCUAUUACGCCGUGGCGCACGCGGUCACCGAGCGAGUGGACAAGCAGUCCACUCUCAUGGUCAACGGCGUCCUCAAGCAGUACCAGAUCAAAGGUUUGGAGUGGCUUGUGUCCUUGUACAAUAACAACCUGAAUGGUAUCCUGGCAGAUGAAAUGGGUCUGGGCAAAACAAUCCAGACCAUCGCUUUAAUUACAUACCUCAUGGAGCACAAACGGAUCAACGGACCCUUCCUCAUUAUAGUACCUCUCUCAACUCUGUCAAAUUGGGCAUACGAGUUUGAUAAAUGGGCUCCUUCUGUGGUGAAGGUCUCAUACAAGGGCUCUCCAGCAGCAAGACGAGCGUUCGUACCUCAGCUUCGAAGUGGAAAAUUCAACGUCUUGCUCACUACUUACGAAUAUAUCAUCAAAGAUAAGCACAUUCUUGCUAAGAUCCGCUGGAAGUACAUGAUUGUGGACGAGGGGCACAGGAUGAAGAACCACCACUGCAAGCUCACGCAGGUCCUCAACACGCACUACGUGGCGCCCCGCCGGCUGCUGCUCACGGGGACCCCGCUGCAGAACAAGCUGCCYGAGCUGUGGGCUCUGCUCAACUUCCUCCUGCCGACCAUCUUCAAGAGCUGCAGCACGUUUGAGCAGUGGUUUAAUGCUCCCUUUGCCAUGACAGGAGAGAAGGUGGAUCUGAACGAAGAAGAAACAAUUCUGAUAAUCCGACGUUUACACAAGGUGCUCCGGCCCUUCCUGCUCAGGAGGCUAAAGAAGGAAGUCGAAGCGCAGCUACCCGAGAAGGUGGAGUACGUGAUCAAGUGCGACAUGUCGGCCUUGCAGAGGGUGCUCUACAGGCACAUGCAGGCCAAGGGAGUGCUCCUCACCGAUGGCUCCGAGAAGGAUAAAAAGGGCAAAGGCGGUACAAAAACCUUGAUGAAUACCAUCAUGCAGCUGAGGAAGAUCUGCAACCAUCCGUACAUGUUCCAGCACAUAGAGGAAUCCUUUUCGGAGCACUUAGGUUUCACUGGUGGUAUUGUGCAGGGGCUGGAUCUGUACCGAGCCUCGGGGAAGUUUGAGCUCCUGGACAGAAUUCUCCCCAAGCUGCGAGCCACCAACCACAAGGUGCUGCUCUUCUGUCAGAUGACCUCCCUCAUGACCAUCAUGGAGGAUUAUUUUGCCUACCGCGGCUUCAAAUACCUCAGGCUGGACGGAACGACUAAAGCCGAAGACCGGGGCAUGUUGCUAAAGACUUUCAAUGAGCCCGGCUCCGAGUACUUCAUUUUCCUGCUGAGCACCCGCGCGGGCGGGCUGGGGCUCAACCUGCAGUCUGCAGACACUGUGAUCAUCUUCGACAGUGACUGGAACCCCCACCAGGACCUGCAGGCGCAAGACCGCGCGCACCGCAUCGGGCAGCAGAACGAGGUGCGCGUGCUGCGCCUCUGCACCGUCAACAGCGUGGAGGAGAAGAUCCUCGCCGCCGCCAAGUACAAGCUCAACGUGGACCAGAAGGUCAUCCAGGCCGGCAUGUUUGACCAGAAGUCGUCGAGCCACGAGCGCCGAGCGUUCCUGCAGGCCAUCCUGGAGCACGAGGAGCAGGACGAGACCAGAUACAGCGCGGGCAGCGGCAGUGGCAGUGCAAGCUUCCCCCACACUGCCUCCACCCUGUGCCUGAACGCUGAGUUGGAGGAACCACCUCUAAAGGUGAGAGGGGAAGAAGAUGAGGUUCCCGACGAUGAAACGGUCAACCAGAUGAUCGCGCGCCACGAAGAGGAGUUUGACCUUUUCAUGGUGAGCAUGGCACAGGCGGCGGAGGAGAAGCGAGGCCUGCCGUUCUCCGGGGUAGCGGCUAAAACGGUCUUUCUAACAGAACCCAACUGA
This is a messenger RNA of Nothoprocta perdicaria, 4121 nucleotides long. Its product is annotated as transcription activator BRG1. Gene Ontology annotation, cellular component: nucleus. Gene Ontology annotation, molecular function: DNA binding; ATP binding; transcription factor binding. The transcript is spliced from 28 exons. The coding region runs from base 81 to 4121 and encodes 1346 amino acids. Gene Ontology annotation, biological process: positive regulation of transcription by RNA polymerase II. The record is from RefSeq and is a predicted model, not a curated record. Lineage: Eukaryota; Metazoa; Chordata; Aves; Tinamiformes; Tinamidae.